Messenger RNA from Zea mays, 1557 nucleotides. RefSeq lists its product as uncharacterized. NCBI's taxonomy places the organism in Eukaryota, Viridiplantae, Streptophyta, Magnoliopsida, Poales, Poaceae. The transcript is spliced from 6 exons. Gene Ontology annotation, biological process: regulation of DNA-templated transcription. Gene Ontology annotation, molecular function: DNA-binding transcription factor activity. The record is from RefSeq and is a predicted model, not a curated record. The coding region runs from base 195 to 1064 and encodes 289 amino acids.
ACCAUCCAUUUGACGAGGCGGUUUAUCCCCCAGCACCCCAACCAACCUUUCCACGUACCACCGGGUUUCUGUCCGCGCCCCGCCCUUCAAAAGCAGGUCCGCACGCCGGCCGGCGAGACGAGACGACACCACCACGCCGGGACGGGAGGCACAGGUGCGGUCUGCGUCGAGAGUUGGUCCACUGGCAGGCCGGAAUGAAGAAGUGCGCGUCGGAGCUGGAGCUGGAGGCGUUCAUCCGGGAGAGCGGCGAGGACGCCCGCGCCGCCGCCGGAGGUAGCAGUCCGGGGUGCGGUGGAUCAAGCGAUCCCGGAGGGAGCGGCGUCUUCUCACCCGGCUUCGGUUUCGCCGACUCGGAUCUUCUCGCGCCCGAGCAGGACACCAUGGAUGGAGGCAGUUGGUGGUACGGGAACGUCCGCACGCCGAACCCAGUCAUGUCGCAGGCGGCGUCCAUAUCCGCUAGCCCCGGGCUAACCACCUCAGCCAAUCAUGCUCUUGAAAGCGAGUCAGACUCCGACAGCGAAUCACUGUAUGAGGUAGAGGGAGUUCCAUACGAGCGAGGUAACAGAUCCAUUGAGACGAAGCGAAUAAGAAGGAUGGUGUCCAAUAGGGAGUCUGCGCGGCGGUCUAGGAGGAGGAAACAGGCACAGUUGUCUGACCUUGAGUCACAGGUUGAACGACUCAAAGGUGAAAACGCAACACUGUUCCAGCAACUUUCAGAUGCCAACCAACAGUUCAGUACUGCAGUCACAGACAACAGAAUCCUCAAAUCCGAUGUAGAAGCGUUAAGAAUUAAGGUAAAGAUGGCAGAGGAUAUGGUAGCGAGAAGUGCUGUAUCGUGUGGCCUAGGCGACCUUGGCCUGGCACCAUACGUGAACUCAAGGAAGAUGUGCCAAGCUUUGAAUGUGCUCACAGGGUUGGAUUUACUAGGGAGUGAUGCGUUCAGGGGUCCAACCGCAGGUACACGAGUACAGAACUCACCAGUACAGAGCACUGCAAGCCUAGAGAGUCUGGAUAACCGAAAGUCCAACGAGGUGACCAGUUGCGCGGCGGACAUUUGGCCUUGAGCUUCAAGCCAUUGAUCUGAUUCAAAGCUUGCUCCACCCUCAAAAAAAGGACCAGAGUUUGUCAACUCAAAUAGCUGGUGGCUUGAGCAGAGCUUCUGGCACGAGUUCUCUUGAACCAUAUUUCCACAUAAGCUUUAUAGGAUGCAUCACUCUUUUGAUGUCACUUAGUUUCAAGUAUAAAAUGAAGCUGUCUUUGUACAAAGCUGCAAAUGAGAAGUAAAUGAAACGUCCUGGACAAACUUGUGAAGUAGGAAUGAUACAUAGGCUCUAUUUCCAGGUCAGAUGAGACAGUUAUGUUUACAACAAAAAGCAAUACAUGUUGUUUAGAAACCGCUAUUAAUUCACAGGAAUGUUCAAUCCAGUACAAGUCAUCUAGUAGAUUUGCACCCCUACCUUCUAGUAGAUUCAACCAUGUUUUCACUACUACUUGCUGGGACUACAACUGUACAUCAUGAUGGUAAAAUGCAUAACUAGUGAGGUUCUUGACUCGAAA